Solea solea (common sole) is the source of this 2819-nucleotide messenger RNA. Its product is annotated as mpv17-like protein. Bases 278 to 916 code for a protein of 212 amino acids. NCBI's taxonomy places the organism in Eukaryota, Metazoa, Chordata, Actinopteri, Pleuronectiformes, Soleidae. The transcript is spliced from 4 exons. The record is from RefSeq and is a predicted model, not a curated record. Gene Ontology annotation, cellular component: cytoplasm; membrane.
UUUUACGCUGGACGGAGCCGGUAGCUGUCAGACAGACAGAGAUCACAGUGUUGUCGCUGAUGCCUGGUUCUACUCGACAUGUAAACAUCAAACGUGAGACUGUCUUAGCUUAGACUUUUCCUUAUUAUCAUCAGGUAAAAUCAUCGCGGUUUAUUGGGCUGAAAAUCCGACAGAGCUGUAUCAACGCUAACGACCGCCUAUUUAUUCAUUUACCCGCUACAGCACAAGCUUUAGUCAUAAACUGGUUAUUUUUGCGUUUUUAUUCAUCUUUAAAAACAUGCAAAAUGCGUUUCGUCGGUUUCCGUGGUUCACCAACGUCUCAAUGUACGGCUGCCUGUUCGCCGGCGGGGACUUUGUCCACCAGUGGUUCUCGCGCACGGACAAAAUGGACUGGACGCACACCAGGAACGUCGCCGUGGUCGCUUUCAGUUUCCAUGGCAACUUCAAUUUCUUCUGGAUGCGCCUGCUGGAGCGGAAGUUUCCGGGCAACUCCGCCGCGAUGGUGAUGAGGAAGCUGCUGCUGGACCAGACCACAGCAGCGCCGCUGGCGACCAGUGUUUUCUACACAGGUGUCAGUCUCCUGGAGGGAAAAGAGGACAUCUUUGAAGACUGGAGAGCAAAAUUCCUCAAUACAUACAAGACGGGGCUGAUGUUCUGGCCAUUCAUGCAGCUUCUGAACUUUGCCCUGGUGCCUCUGUAUGUGCGGACUACUUUCACCGGCUGCUGUGCUUUCGUCUGGGCCAUCUUCCUGUGCUUCUCGCAACAGAGCGGCGACGGCACGGCCGCGGCCGCUCUGGCCUGGAUCCUCUCCCCGAAAGAGAAAGAAUGUGAACGCUCAGAGGAGAAAGCAGACGCUGAGGUCACGGUCGAGGCUCUUAAAGGUGGAACAGAAGCACCUAAAUCUACACAGAACUGAAAACUACUGAUUUUAAUGGAGGUGAGACUAAAAAAAGGGAACACACAGUUGUCCUGCCUGUGGUCGAUGUUGCACCAGCAGUGGCAGGGGUCGAGCUUUAAGUCCUACUGGGAUUGAUCUAAAAAUGUGAGACAAAGUUGUCAGGUUGUUUGGUAAUGUAUUUAUGUAAAGGGGCUAUAAUUAUGUGACAUAUGCAAGUAGAGUUUAAUACGGGUACUGCAAUCCAAAAUAAAGACACUGGAGUGCAUUGUCCCACCUUGCCAAUGUACUGUGUUACAGCAGCAAAGGCACUUUAAAGUAAAAGUUGUAGACAUUAUUUUCAUAAUCAAUUAAUCUGUUGAUUAUUUUCUCAAUUAAUCGAGUAAUUGUUUGGUUCGUAAAAUAUCAGAAAAUCUUGAAAAAUAUUGAUCGUGUUUACCAAACCUGGGAAUGAGGUCAAGUUUUAAAGAUUUCUUUGUUGUAUGGAGCAAAGAAACCAGAAAAUAUUCACAUUUAAGAAGCUGUUGUUUUAAUUAUUGAAAAAAAACCCACUUAAACUGAUUCAACAAUUAUUAUCUGAAUAAUCGAUUAAUAAAUCGAUUAUUCAGAUACUCGUUGCAGCCCUACAUGAAUAUGAGUAAUUUCAAUUUAACAUGUUUCCUUAAUCUCUGAUGAAAUAUCUCAUCCGUUUUAUGAUAUUUACGUUAAAGGCUUCUUUAAAAUAUAUAUCUCAAUAUUCACAAAGCAUAUCAUUAAAACCUAGUCUAUUUUCUUCUGACAUACUGUAUGUGGGUCAGAGAAUCUAUUGAUUGAAAAGUGUACAGUCGAUGUUCCAGAUUCCUCUGAUUCUACUCUAAAUGAAAACAAAUGUGGUUAAAAAGGGAGAACUGCGUGGAGAGGCAGCUAACCGCUACAGCCGGGAUGUUUACAUUCAUCCAAUUUGGGCCAAAAAUAAUCAACAGUUGAAUGUGUCUUUGUUUAGCAGAAGUGCUUUGACUGUUAUCUGCAGCGCCUCAUCUCCGACAGCUGCCGACUCUGGUUCCAGCUCACGUUCUGGUACAAGAAGUGCCAAAUACACGGGCUCAUAGCUUAAAUACCAUUAAUCACAUGUAUUACGACAUAAAUGUGUUUAUUAUUAGGUUUGUGGGUUUUUUUAAUGCAUAAGGGCCACAAUGCACCUUGUCUCCCACAUUUUUACAUCAAUUGACAUUUAAAUAUUGUGGUACGUGUGUCUGAGACAUUCGUUUACUUGAACGUGCAACUGGUUCCUGCCUGAUUUUUCAUGUCAAUGUGAUACUGUGAAGGGAUCUCUCUCUGACUUUCUUUACAUUUACAACAGUUUGCUGCUAAAAACAAAACAAAACAUUGCUUUACAGUUUUACUGCUGUGUGAAAGUGUGACAUUAUAGAUUUUAUGGUGACUCUUGAAAUGUAACAGCUGCCUCCAACAAGGGCUUAAAAAUGGAGGUUGAUUUUAGCUCAGUGCAUAUAAACUCCUGUCUUCUCUUCUCAGGUAGAUCAUUAACAUUCAAACGGUCACAAUUUGUACAUUUUUCACCUGAAAUGCAUUUAUUAUAGUUUUCCUGGACUAAACUCUUACUGUGUUAAUAACACAUCACUGUUUGUUCACACACUUUCAAGUACAGUAACUUAUUAUCAAGUUUCUCUUUCUUGUUAAUUGACUGCCUGUUUAUUUUCGUCUGCUGUAGAGAUUGUAAAUUAAGGUCAAUUCAAUAAUAAUUAUUGAUUUUGUUCACAUUACAUUAACUAUGUAACGUGUAGCUCAACAGAGAAUGUCUACUGCUUCCAAAGUCAAGUUUGACAGGUUUUUGACAGGUUUUGAUAUCACAUUUGAUCCCGAGUUACAUUAAUUGUAAUUGUUAAAACAAAUUUGACAUAAUUUAUUGUUGAAUAAAUUGAAAAAA